GGGUUAGUUUUCGGAUGACUUCGUACUUUUCCCUUGUGACCUAUCUAUCCGAGAUUGUGUGAAAAAUAUAGAGAAAUAUUACACAUCACCACAGCUGCAAGACCCUGCAAAUAUGGUUUUGCUAGAAAAUGAUACGUUUCUCACUGAGCUGACAAAGAUGUUCCAGAAAUCCAGGACUUCAGGAACAGUAACUCUAACCAUGAAAAGAUAUGAUGGAAGAACAAAACCCAAGCCGAGGAAGGGAAGCCAGGCAGAACCCACAGAGUACAAGUGUUUAGUUAGAGCCUCAUUAGGAAACAAAAAAUUAAGCACAGUUAUUAGCCAGAGAGAUGUGAACAAAGUUCAGAUGGCAUACUGUAAUUUAUUGAAGGGAAAUAUGGAUGGUUUAAAGAAGAGAGACAAGAAGACAGGAAAAUCAAAAGUGAAAGCCACACAGUGAUAUGUAACAAUCAAACUUGGUGUAAAGCUCAUAAUCCAGAGAAGUGGGACCAGGCAGGUUCUGCAGCAGUUUUGAUGAAAGUGUUUGUGUCAGUAAGAAACCUGUCAAUCUGUUUUUAGUAUUGUCACUGAAAAAAUACUUGAUUUAGUGACUCAUUGCUAUGUUGAAACAAGUUUGAUACAUGAAAACCUUUUGUCUGAUUUAUUCUGGAAUACAGGAAUCUAUUACAUUUAUUUAUAAGCUUUUAGUGAAGACAGUUGUAUAGAAAGGACUGUGAGACAAUUUUUCACUUAUUGCUAUAGUUAUAAGAAGAUUUAAUCAGCCUGUUUAUUUGUUCUCAAUCAGUAUCAAGGUACAAAUACUUCAAGUAUGUCAAGAAUGUUGCUGUUACAAUUUGGUAUCCAUCACUCCCAAUUAAGUGUUAAUAGUAGUUCAGUAAAUGUUCAGACUUAACCCUUAGCCUGCUGGCGGCAAGUGAUUCUGCCUAUGCGACCAGUGCAGACCAAGAUCAGCCUGCACAUCCGUGCAGUCUGAUCAUGGUCUGCACUGUUCGCUAUUCAGUCAGUAAAUUUUCAGUGAACACCCCUUCGAAUGUUAAAUGGUAUUGCCCAAAUUGAAUGAUGGACCAGUCCAUUUUAGAAAUUUAGCAGGGUAAGGGUUAAUGGUUCUGUAGCUUUACUUCACUAUUGUAAUAACAAGAAUAUGUUACGGCUUUAUUUCACUGUCACAUCAAACAAGUGAUAAAUGAAAGAAUCUGAAGUUCUUAAAAAGCAUGGAAUUAUAUACAUUUGCCAUAGCCAGAAUAUCUGGUGCUUGUUUUUGUAAAUGGUUUAACAAGAAUAUGAAAAUAUGAUGGAAGGGUGAUAGUGAUUGUUAUGGAAGGGUGAUAGUGAUUUUGAUGGUGGUGUGAGUUAUUGUUUGUGAUGGAAGAAAGAUAGUAAUAGUAUGUGAGAAAAGGGUGUUUUAUGAGGACAGAAGUUUUCUUUCCAGUUUCUGAUCAUCAUGCUUUAGUUUUCCUUGUUUUUCUUUUAUUCAGUGUUUGAACUUUUGUUGUUGUAUAAACAAUCUUCAUUGGUGGUUGUUUCAUUCUAAUGAAUUAUGUGUUAUUUUAGGGGCUUAUAUAAAUGUUAGUAUGAAGUCAAUAUGAUAACCAGACUUUGAUUGCUUUGAUGUUUAUUUAUUUUGUUUUAGCUCUCCUGAACGCUUGUAAGAUACCGUGACCACCCGAUGUCUGUGAACAUCCAGUGUCCAUAACCAUUUGUAGUCCUUAAUAUCUGUACUUAAACAUGAUUUACUAUGGUCAAAAUUACGUUAAAGAUAGUCUGUAGCAUGGAUCUCUUUCAAGUUUAAUUAAAUGGAAAACCACUCCUGUCCACAAAAGGGCUUCUGGAGCUGUUUUCAAUCAUUUUCAGAGGAAUCAUUGGAUGCAUCUACUGUAGCAUCCUUGGAUAUUGUAAAGCUCUAGGCUGCAGUGUAAGGGGCUUACUUCUUCUACAUGCAUACAGAAGACACAGUCUAAAACCAAUUGUUCAAAUCUUAGUGAUUCAAUAUAUGACCUAUUUAAAUUAACACUAUUAAAACCAUGGCAUCUAUGAUUUGAGCUUUAAAAUUUAGGUGAAUCAUCAGGGCACUCUUGUAUAAUAAAUCAUAUUAGUUUAUUUGUGAAACUUUGUUAUAUAUGUAUCAUUAUGAAAUGUUUUUCAAUAAAUUGGUUAAAAUUUG
Mercenaria mercenaria is the source of this 2161-nucleotide messenger RNA. RefSeq names its product signal recognition particle 14 kDa protein-like. The coding region runs from base 113 to 439 and encodes 108 amino acids. Gene Ontology annotation, molecular function: endoplasmic reticulum signal sequence receptor activity; 7S RNA binding. The record is from RefSeq and is a predicted model, not a curated record. Gene Ontology annotation, cellular component: signal recognition particle, endoplasmic reticulum targeting. Lineage: Eukaryota; Metazoa; Mollusca; Bivalvia; Venerida; Veneridae. Gene Ontology annotation, biological process: SRP-dependent cotranslational protein targeting to membrane. The transcript is spliced from 5 exons.